Vicia faba (fava bean) is the source of this 447-nucleotide messenger RNA. The record is from the annotation of a GenBank genome assembly. NCBI's taxonomy places the organism in Eukaryota, Viridiplantae, Streptophyta, Magnoliopsida, Fabales, Fabaceae.
AUGGGGAACAAAAACUCAUCAAACUCAAAAGUACAUGCCAAGACAACAAAGGUUUCUUCAAUUGAACAACAUGUUCCAAAACAAAACAAGAUGAGUUUUCCAACAGAACAAGGGCAUAGAAUCAAAGGUUCGACGACAUUAAGAGAUGAUGAAUAUAUAGGGAAACACAAGAUAGAGACACCACUUGAUAGUGAUGAAACAUUCAACAAUUUCAUUCGAAGUGCUAAGUAUAAAAUCAGAACCGUUACAAUGUCCAAGUCCAACAGUUAUAGGGAGCAGAGUAACAACGCUGCACCAGCAGCAGCGGAUUAUGAGGUUAACAUUGGUGACAACAGUGAUAAAGAAAAUCACCAGAGGAAGCAGUUUGAUGAUUUUAUUCAGAUUUCUAAAAAGAAAAUGAGAGCUACGUCAGGCAUUCGAAAUAAUAGUUUCUUGAUGAAGCCUUGA